CAUGGCUCUCCCCAGCUCUCCAAUAGACUGGAAUGAAUCACAUGUGAGAGAAUGGCUUACCGAAGUCGGAUUUGGUUCAUACGCACAUGUAUUGUGUGACGUCCAUAAAAUCAACGGAACUGCCCUGUUAAUGCUCUCUGAAAAGGAUUUGAAAAGUCCACCUAUCAACAUGGAGGUUCUAGGAGAUGUGAAAAAUCUAGCAAUUCAACUUUUUCUUUUAAGGAUGAGACACGAGGAGAAAAUUAACAAAUUGGGGUUUCCAAUGAGUAGCAAGGCAUUGUUGGCCCUCCCUUUUCCUUCCAAAGAUACAUAUGGAUUUCCCAAGAAAAAGUUGGCUGCCAUUGUUAAUGCAAAAAACGCAAUGGAUUUUUCAGGUGAAUACAUCCAUCAAAAUGGAGUUGGAAUGGAAACAAGAGAAAGCUCUCCUGAAUUCAUAGUUGAUGAGCUCAAUUUUUUUGUCAGCCCUGCUGAUGGGUCUCCAACAAGUCCAGGAAUGGCAACUCAUUUGGAUCCAGAAAUUGGGAAAACGUUUUUAAGCAUCACUUAUUUUGUUGUUGUGACCAUUAUUACUUCCCUUGUGAUGGUCACAGUGCAUGAUCGUGUACCGGAUAUGAAGAAAUAUCCUCCUCUUCCCGAUAUAUUUUUAGACAAUGUUCCGCUUAUUCCUUGGGCAUUUGAUAUGUGUGAGGUGUCAGGAUGCCUUCUUCUGAUAACCUGGAUUUGUGUUCUUGUCUGUCAUAAACACAGAAUAAUUUUGAUGCGCCGGUUUUUCGCCCUAACUGGCACAGUUUUUUUGUUGCGAUGCGUCACUAUGAUGAUCACUUCAUUAAGUGUUCCAGGUUCUCAUUUGGAGUGUGCUCCGAGGCCGUAUGGUGAUAUAUGGGCGAAACUAGAAAAAGCUCUUGAAAUAUGGCGAGGUUUUGGUAUGAGCGUCCAAGGAGUUCGUACUUGCGGAGACUAUAUGUUUUCGGGACACACUGUCACAUUGACUAUGCUCAAUUUCUUCAUCACAGAAUAUACCCCACGUAGAUUGUAUUUUCUACACACUUUCAGUUGGAUUUUAAAUUUAUUCGGGGUUUUCUUCAUUUUGGCUGCAAGAGAACACUACUCCAUCGAUGUCUUCGUUGCUUUCUACAUAUCGUCACGAAUGUUUUUAUAUUACCAUACGCUGGCCAAUUCCCGCACUUUGAAACAGAGAGACAGAUACCGUGCAAGAGUGUGGUUCCCACUUUUCAGCUUUUUUGAGGCGCGCAUUGAUGGAAUGGUUCCGAAUGAAUAUCAGUUGCCUUGGGCUCACUUUUCCCAACCGUCGAUUUGUAACUUCCGUCGUCGAUUGAGAAAGUUUUUGCUUAAAAUAAGGAAAAAUAUUUGGACUGUGCGCUCCGUUGAACAACGCUCCAGUGACAAGAUCAAGCCUGCCGUUAGCAAUAAGCGAUCAAAAAAGAAGAAUUAGUGCGACAUUAUCCGUUAGUAAAAGUAACGUAUUAAGUUGUAAACUCAGUUCAGUUUCAGCACUGGAUUACCUCUCAGUAUGAUCGACUGCCCUCGUUCCUGUCAUGACCUCAUUGUCCUUUGCACACACGUAAUCUAAUCAUAAAUAGUCCUCUAGCAAGCACAGAAGCACCUGAUCCAUUCUAGUAUUUCUUUUUGUAAUAUCAAAAUUUUUUUUUUAUUUAUUUAUUCAGCAGGAACAUUUUUGAACUAUUUACAAGUCAGUUACAAAAAUCCAUGUUUGAAAUAAGUUAAUUGAUGUCUGUAUUUCUCAGUUAGUGGUCUCGUGCUCAAGCCUACAAAUACCAAAAUUUGUUUUACUCAUUUUUUUUACAUUAAAGCGUAUGUGUUGCAGUAUGCGAAAUUCACGUUGAAAAUACAUCCCUCUUCCAGUGUG
This is a messenger RNA of Daphnia pulex (common water flea), 1888 nucleotides long. Its product is annotated as sphingomyelin synthase-related protein 1-like. Gene Ontology annotation, cellular component: endoplasmic reticulum membrane; Golgi membrane. The record is from RefSeq and is a predicted model, not a curated record. Gene Ontology annotation, biological process: ceramide biosynthetic process. NCBI's taxonomy places the organism in Eukaryota, Metazoa, Arthropoda, Branchiopoda, Diplostraca, Daphniidae. Bases 2 to 1453 code for a protein of 483 amino acids. Gene Ontology annotation, molecular function: protein binding; sphingomyelin synthase activity; ceramide cholinephosphotransferase activity. The transcript is spliced from 10 exons.